Diospyros lotus (date-plum) is the source of this 1520-nucleotide messenger RNA. RefSeq names its product UDP-N-acetylglucosamine transporter UGNT1. NCBI's taxonomy places the organism in Eukaryota, Viridiplantae, Streptophyta, Magnoliopsida, Ericales, Ebenaceae. The coding region runs from base 213 to 1169 and encodes 318 amino acids. The record is from RefSeq and is a predicted model, not a curated record. Gene Ontology annotation, molecular function: antiporter activity; GDP-fucose transmembrane transporter activity. Gene Ontology annotation, cellular component: Golgi apparatus. The transcript is spliced from 11 exons.
GUUGUUUCUAUGGCGUCCACUUCAUCGAUGAACAAUUCGGUGUUACCGCUAACAGAUCCCCCGAGAGCAGGCGACGAGAGGCUCUUCAAAGGAUCUGGAAUGACCAAAAGAGGCGCCUACGCCGCCAUCUCUUACAUGUCUUGCGCUGGAUUAGUGAAUGCUUUGCAGAAUGAAAGUAUGAUUUAGCAAAUUAGGGCUCGCAAGAGAGGCGAAUGAAAAAUUGGGAAAAUUUUGUCCGACUUGUUAGUUGGACGGCUGGAAGAUGGCAUAGUUUUGAUAUAGUGCUGUUGGUAAUGUUCAACAAAGCAGCUCUUUCUACUUAUAGCUUCCCAUGUGCAGAUGUCAUCACUCUCUUCCAGAUGAUAUGCUCAUGUGCAUUUCUUUAUGCAUUAAGGCGCUGGAAACUUAUAUCUUUCAGUGGGGCUGAAUCAUUGACUAUUACUGAUAACUCUAUAACAUUUGUUCCAUUAAAGACAUUGAGACGCACCCUACCUCUUUCGCUGACCUAUUUGCUUUAUAUGCUAGUGGUCAUGGAGUCUGUCCGAGGAGUAAAUGUACCCAUGUAUACCACCCUUAGAAGGACAACUGUGGUAUUCACAAUGAUUGUUGAGUAUAUUCUGUCAGGGCAGAAGUACACCGCUCCAGUUGUUGGAAGUGUGGCAUUGAUUGUUGUUGGUGCAUUUAUUGCUGGGGCCCGCGACCUAUCAUUUGAUUCCUAUGGCUAUGCUAUUCUCUUUUUGGCCAACAUCAGUACUGCUGUAUAUCUCGCAACCAUAGCACGCAUUGGUAAAUCUAGUGGCCUCAAUAGCUUUGGCCUUAUGUGGUGCAAUGGAAUAAUAUGUGGGCCAAUCGUACUGUUCUGGGCAUAUUUUCGUGGUGACUUGGACAUGACAUUGAAUUUCCCAUACCUGUUUUCACCUGGAUUUCUGGUUGUGUUGCUUCUGUCCUGCAUACUGGCUUUCUUCUUGAACUACAGCAUAUUUCUAAACACGACUCUCAAUUCAGCACUGACACAGACAAUUUGUGGCAAUUUGAAGGAUAUUUUCACCAUUGGACUUGGCUGGAUGCUGUUCGGUGGGCUUCCAUUUGAUUUUUUGAAUGUUGUCGGGCAAUUGCUUGGCUUUAUUGGAUCAGGCUUGUAUGCUUACUAUAAGCUCAUAGGGAAGUAGCUGCGCAGGCUGCUUGAGUGCUAGUCUUUCAUGCAGCGGAGGUAAUAAGCUGCUGGCUUCAUUUGGAAUUCACAUAUUUGAUUCAAUGGACAAUGUUUCUGAGGAAAAAAUGGCGGGGGUCUGAAGACUAGUAUUUAUGAUUAGGCAGAAGUUUUGAUCCUAAUUUUUUGAGGCACUCAAGUGAAGCUUUGCUUGGGCUUAAACCUGAUGGCUGAGUGUUAGUUGCAGAGUAGGAGGCAUUUAACCACAUAAUGUUAUCAAUGUAAUGUUUCCAUUUUUUGUGCUUUAGAUGUUGUACUUUUGUGACCAAUACUGUUUAUAUUCUGAUGGCAACGACAUUAAGUUAUUGCA